AUGGCGGCGGAGAUGGUGCUGAGCCGCCGGCCCAGGCAGCCCCGUGGUGAGGUGCUGAGCGAGGCUGACCUGGAGGAGCUGAGCUGGGUGCUCCCGACAGGGCUGCAUCUCUGGGUUCCCCUGCUGCCUUGCAGCCCUGGAUCCUCUGUGUUCAGCCCUAGUUCCCACUCCUUCCUCGGCAGGUGUUCAGCCUCCACUGCUAAGUCCCUGCUCUUCCGCUUCUUACCUGUCCUGCGCUGGCUGCCCCGUUACCCCGUGAAGGACUGGCUGCUUGGGGACAUUCUCUCAGGCUUCAGUGUGGGCAUCAUGCACCUGCCCCAGGGGCUCGCCUAUGCACUGCUUGCUGGGCUACCACCUGUCACCGGCCUCUACUCCUCCUUCUACCCCGUCUUCCUCUACUUCUUCUUUGGGACGUCCAGGCACAACUCCGUGGGUCCCUUUGCUGUCAUAUCCGUCAUGAUUGGCAGCCUGACAGACUCCUUGGUGCCCAGCGAGGACUUUAUGGAGUUAGUCAAUGGCACCAAUGAAACAGCAGUCAAUGAGGCACAGCGGGACGCUGCCAGGGUGGAGCUGGUGGCCACCAUCACAGUCCUGACAGGUAUCUUCCAGGUGGCCCUUGGCCUCCUGCAGUUUGGCUUUGUGGUGACCUACCUCUCAGACCCACUGGUGCGUGGCUACACUACUGCCGCCUCCGUGCACGUCCUCAUCUCCCAGCUCAAGAAUGUCUUUGGGGUCUCCCUUGGCGAGCACUCAGGGCCACUCUCAUUGUUCGUGACUUUCAUUGAGAUCUGCAAGAAGCUGCCGGAGACCAAUGUGGGCACCUUGGUUACAGCCAUCAUUGCCAUGGUGGCCAUCUUCAUCGUGAAGGAGCUCAACCACAAGUUCUCUGCCAAGCUCCCGAUGCCCAUCCCCAUCGAGCUCAUCACGAUCAUUAUCUCCACCGGCAUAUCCUAUGGUGUCAACCUGAACUCCAAGUUUGGCAUCUCUGUGGUGGGCGACAUCCCCAGUGGGUUGAAGCCACCUGUGGUCCCUAACGCCAGCUACUUUGGGCAGGUGGUGGGCAAUGCCUUCGCCAUCGCCGUGGUGGGUUAUGCUAUCUGCAUCUCCCUGGGUAAGAUUUUUGCCCUGAAGCAUGGCUACAAGGUGGACAGCAACCAGGAACUGAUCGCUCUGGGCCUCUCCAACUUCCUGGGGGGCUUCUUCCAGUGUUUUGCUAUCAGCUGCUCUAUGUCACGGAGCCUGGUGCAGGAGAGCACAGGGGGAAACAGCCAGGUGGCUGGUGUCAUCGCAUCCCUAGUUAUCCUGGUAACCAUACUGAAGAUUGGAGAGCUCUUCCAUGACCUGCCCAAGGCCAUCUUGUCUGCCAUCAUCAUCAUCAAUCUCAAGGGCAUGUUCAAGCAGUUCAGAGACCUCUACACACUCUGGAAGUCCAACCGUGUGGACCUGAUGGUCUGGGUGGUGACGUUCAUAGCCACCCUCUUGCUGAACCUGGACAUUGGCCUGGGAGCCUCAGUGGCCUUCGCAUUGCUCACUGUCAUCUUCCGGACCCAGCUUCCCCACUAUUCCAUCCUGGGGCGUGUCACCGACACUGAUGUCUACAAGGAUGUGGCUGAAUAUGAGAAGGCACAGGAGGUCCCUGGUAUAAAGAUCUUCCGCUCUUCCUCCACCAUCUAUUUUGCCAACGUGGAGAUGUACUCCGAUGCACUGAAGAAAAAGAGCGGCAUCAAUGUGGAUCGCCUGAUUGAGAAGAAGAAGAAGGCACUCAAGAAACUGAAGAAACAGCAGAAGAAAGCAGAGAAGGAGAAGGCAAAGAGGAAAAAGGUGCUUCCCAGCACAUCCCUCUCGUGCCAUCCCAUACCACCUCCUUGCCUGGCCCCAGCCUCCUGCUGCAAUGGGCCAGGCGUUGCGGUGAUUGAGCUGAGCGGGGACGAGGGCAGUGCGCCUGCUGAACCCACCCUGCGCUCCCUGGGGCUGCCCCAGCCCGACUUCCAUGCCGUCAUCCUGGACUUCAGCCCCGUGAACUUCGUGGACACAGUCUCCAUCAAAAUCCUGAAGAACAUCUUCAGGGAUUUCCAUGAAAUAGAAGUGGAUGUCUUUGUUGCCAGCUGCCCAGCGUCUGUCCUCGCCCAGCUGGAGCGGGGCAACUUCUUCAGCUCAACCAUCACCAAGCACUGCUUCUUCCCCUCGGUGAAUGACGCCGUGCUCCACCUCAACAGGGAGAAGUGCCCAGCCCCAGUAAGCACCCAGCCUCGCCGUCCCCACUGCCACCGCACAGUGAGGCGGCCGAGCCGACUUCCCUCUCUGCCCUCCCCAGGUGAACCUCAGCACCAAAAUGUAGCCCUGCAGAAGAGACGACUCCUGAGGAGCAAGGCCGUGCCACUGGCAGGGCUUCACCACGUCCCUGCCCGCGGCCCGGAGCCUCUGUGUGGGGACAGCGCGGUGUGCCUGGAGCCAGCCUGCCCCAUGCCUGGGGGGCGGCGAGAAGCCCCAGCAGCCGGCAGCGGGCUGUCACCACGGCGAGGGCCCGGCGAGCAGUACAGCUCCAUCCCAGCGCGGUUUCCUCAAUAAAGGCGUCCUCAGCCCACUAGGCCUCAUCUGUGCAAACGGCGGCGCUGCUGGGCCAGCUGUGGCCCGCCGCUCCCUAUGGGCGGCCCCAGGCUCACCGCAGCCACCGUGUCUCCCUUGCCGUCGCCCAAACCUACCCCGGGCAUAGGCACAAGCCGGGGACCCCGCCCCUGUCCCGGUGGCCGUGCCCAGCACCGGGCCCUGCUCCGCGCCCUUUCCGUCAUUGCGCC
Numida meleagris (helmeted guineafowl) is the source of this 2795-nucleotide messenger RNA. It is a transcript of the gene SLC26A6, whose product is annotated as solute carrier family 26 member 6. The coding region runs from base 1 to 2568 and encodes 855 amino acids. Gene Ontology annotation, molecular function: oxalate transmembrane transporter activity; bicarbonate transmembrane transporter activity; chloride transmembrane transporter activity. The record is from RefSeq and is a predicted model, not a curated record. Gene Ontology annotation, biological process: transmembrane transport. Lineage: Eukaryota; Metazoa; Chordata; Aves; Galliformes; Numididae. The transcript has 18 exons. Gene Ontology annotation, cellular component: membrane.